Messenger RNA from Parnassius apollo (apollo), 1341 nucleotides. Lineage: Eukaryota; Metazoa; Arthropoda; Insecta; Lepidoptera; Papilionidae. The record is from the annotation of a GenBank genome assembly.
AUGAGGUAUACAAUUUUGGUAAUCGCUGUCCUAUCGACGCUGAUGGUGUUAGGAGCGUGCCAGUCAGACGACGAGAUGGCAGCCAUGCUCCAGGCUAUAACCUCUAACGAACCACAACAGAAAACUACCACCGACGAAGAACUCAACCUAGAUCCAGUUCUUGAUCAAACUGACACCUUUUCUAGUCAAGGUUCGACGUCAGAGAUCACGCGGUCUAAAGGAACAAUUUCCGAGUGCAUAAAUCAGGAGGGGCAGCGCGGCGUCUGUGUUUACUACUACCUUUGUGAUCAGGAGUCUAAGACUAUAAUAGAAGACGGGCGCACGCUUAUAGAUGUCAGAUCUGGGGAAUAUUGCCAGAAAUUCCUCGAGAUAUGUUGUCUACGUAGCCAGGUUCUAGAAGAACCCGCUAAAUAUGAAAGUAAACAGACCAAAUUAGUAGAAAAAGUAGUUCGCAGCGAUGAGAAGCCGAAAGCGAACGAAUGUGGUUGGAGUAAUCCUGGCGUCAACGUGUUCACCCCCCGGAGUGGUGGCGAACGUAUUACCGAUGGGGAAAAGAUCUACGCUGACUUCGGCGAUUUUCCGUGGAUUGUAGCCUUGCUGAAAAGGAAACAAGCGGAGGAAGAAUGGGAAAAAAGCAACUAUAUUGGAGGAGGUUCGCUCAUCCAUCCAUCCGUGGUGAUGACCACGGCACAUAAAGUUGCAGGCAGAAAGCCUGAAGACUUGAAGAUCCGCGCUGGGGAAUGGGACACCACGUCACUAGAUGAAGAAUACGAACAUCAAGAGAGAACCGUUUCCAAGAUCGUCAUACAUCGUGACUAUUUCAGACCUUCUCUAUACAACGACAUAGCGCUACUAUUUCUGGAGGAGCCAGUCAAUUUAACAUAUGCACCGCAUAUAGGCAUUGGAUGUCUUGGCAAACAGAUGCCAUCGGCAAACACGAACUGCUUCAGUAUGGGUUGGGGCGCUGAUAACUUCAACAACAAAUCUGUUUUCGCAGCGGUACUGAAGAAGGUGAAACUGCCGUUAGUAGAGCACAGUCGGUGUGAGGAGAUGCUGCAGAAGACAAGACUUGGACGUAUCUUCCGUCUCCACGCGUCUCUCACUUGCGCUGGCGGUCAGGCUGGUAUCGACACAUGCAAGGGUGAUGGAGGUUCUCCCCUCGUCUGUCCGAUUGGCGUCGGUGGUACGCGGUUUGCUAUCUUCGGCAUGGUUGCCUACGGCGUCGGGAAAUGCGGCCAGACUGAUAUUCCCGGUGUGUACGUGAACGUCCCGGACCUUUAUGACUGGGUGGAACAACAGCUCUACACCCAGGGCUAUGAUACCCAAUCUUACGUUUAUUAA